UUAAGUACACAAAAUUAACUCAAUGCAAAUAUAGCUUUUUAUUUUUAUUAUGCAUUAAUACCACAGGGGAAGCUCCAGGAUAGUAAACUGUUGUAAAUGACAAUAUACUGUAGAACUGUGUUCCUCAACUCCAGACCUCUGCCCCAUCCUAGAGUGUUUUAGAUGUCUCCUCAUAUAAAACACCUGAUUCAACUCAAUAACCUCCUUCCAGAAUGUUAGAAAUGUGGAGCUCAGAUGCCAAAGCCGCUAAACGCCACCUACAAGUUGUCUUGUUUUUCAGGAGGUGAUGUUAGACUGGUCAAUGGUGGUAAUCGCUGCUCUGGUAGAGUUGAGAUCUUUCAUGAUGGCCGUUGGGGAACUGUGUGUGAUGACUCUUGGGACAUUAAAGAUGCUGCUGUGGUGUGCAGACAGCUGGGAUGUGGAAAAGCUCUUAGUGCAAAGAGUAGAGCUUUUUUUGGUCAGGGAAGUGUCCCAAUCUUGCUGGAUGAUGUUGCAUGUUUGGGAAGUGAGAGCAGCAUAAAACAGUGCAAACACAGGGGACUAGGUACCCAUGACUGUAGCCACAGUGAAGAUGCUGGUGUUAUGUGUUCAGACUUGUUAAGAUUGGUUAAUGGCUCUAAUUCCUGCUGUGGAAGAGUGGAGCUGCUUCACAAAGGCCGGUGGGGAACUGUGUGUGAUGAGAGCUGGGACAUAACAGAUGCUGAUGUUGUGUGCAAACAAUUAAACUGUGGCAGAGCCAUCAGCGCCUUUCACAGCGCAGCAUUCGGUCAGGGAAGUGAAGUGAGUUGGACAAAUAAAUUGGGAUGUGUUGGAAAUGAGAGCAGCCUUAUGAAGUGCGUAGAAGGCAGAGAACGUAGCUGUGGUCAUAAUCAAGAAGCUGGUGUUGUUUGUACAGGUGACCUGCAGAUGCCCACGUUUACCAUUAUGUCUCAUUCAGUUGUGUCUCCUGGAGAAAACAUUCAGUUUAGAUGCACAACACCUAAUCCAGGAUGUCAGGAAAAUGCUGAAUUCCACCUGUUUAGAAACAGAUCAUCCACAAUAUCCUCUCAAACAAGUGUAUCUAGUGUGACUUUCAGUCUGACUGUAGACGUCUCACAUCAGGAUCAGUACAGCUGUGAUUACUCUUACAGGAAUGACAUUAUCAAGUCUUCCAGGAGUAACACUAUUGAAAUCACUGUAGGUGAGUGUAUUCAGGCCAGCUGACAGUCUUGCUUGGGCCCAGGACAAGAUAAUCUGUGACUCUCUCUCUCUUCUCUCUCAUUGGUGGCUUGACUCUGUCCCUUUGCUACGUGGCAACAACCCCUCCUGCAUACAUAACGUUUUGUGUCAGGCUUUUAUACUGGAGAUGCACCAAUUACAAUUUUCUAAACCCAUUUUUUCCCGCUUUACAUACAAGUAUUUACUUUCUAUAUUUUUUAUAAAACACCAUAUACUUCCAAACUGAAUAAUAAAAUUAAGUUUAAAAUGAGUACAUUUUCUAUAAACGCCUUCAUUUUUUUGUUUUCUGACAUAGCUUACUGCAGUUCUUGUCAAAACACACAUGCAAAAUCUGUGGCACUUUUUCUGUGAAAUCAUAUUUAUUUUGUCCAUUAAAAGUGUGUUUCACUUUAAUUAAGCAUGAUCAGCGCAGCAAAAAUAGAUGUGUAAAUGCACUCAUUAUUAUUAAAACCAGUUAAACGUCAACCCCCUCUUUUGAAAACCCCAAAAAGUCAUACCCAAACUAAAAUUAGAUACAGUUCAUGAAGCCUUUGCACUAAAAGCAUAAGCUUAGCACACCAUCAAAACACAACAAAUAGUGGGAUUAAACCAUGUUUUUGCUACAAACUCAGUUUAUAACAGAAUUUGAGUGUUUUAAAUAACCAUAUGUG
Messenger RNA from Misgurnus anguillicaudatus (oriental weatherfish), 1868 nucleotides. NCBI's taxonomy places the organism in Eukaryota, Metazoa, Chordata, Actinopteri, Cypriniformes, Cobitidae. The record is from RefSeq and is a predicted model, not a curated record.